AUGUCCUCUUCCUCCCCCACCGGGCAGAUUGCAAGUGCGGCGGACAUCAAGCAGGAGAAUGGGAUGGAAAGCGCCUCGGAGGGGCAGGAGGCGCCCCGAGAAGUGGCGGGGGGCGCGGCGGCGGCGGCGGGGCUGAGCCCCCCGGCUCCAGCCCCUUUCCCCCUGGAGCCGGGGGACGCCGCGGCCGCCGCCGCCAGGGUGAGCGGAGAGGAAGGGGCAGUGGCUGCAGCGGCGGCGGUGGAUGAGGUACAACUCCACUCGGAACUUCUGGGCAGGCACCACCACGCCGCGGCCGCCGCCGCGCAGACCCCACUGGCCUUCUCGCCCGACCACGUCGCCUGCGUGUGCGAGGCGCUGCAGCAGGGAGGCAACCUGGACCGCCUGGCCCGGUUCCUGUGGUCCCUGCCCCAGAGCGACCUGCUACGUGGCAACGAGAGCCUGCUGAAGGCGCGGGCGCUGGUGGCCUUCCACCAGGGCAUCUACCCCGAGCUCUACAGCAUCCUCGAGAGCCACAGCUUCGAGUCGGCUAACCACCCGCUGCUGCAGCAGCUCUGGUACAAGGCGCGCUACACCGAGGCCGAGCGAGCCCGCGGCCGGCCGCUGGGCGCGGUGGACAAGUACCGGCUGCGCAGGAAAUUCCCCCUGCCCCGCACCAUCUGGGACGGCGAGGAGACGGUGUAUUGUUUCAAGGAGAAGUCGCGCAACGCGCUCAAGGAGCUCUACAAGCAGAAUCGCUACCCUUCGCCCGCCGAGAAGCGGCACCUGGCCAAGAUCACCGGCCUCUCCCUCACCCAGGUCAGCAACUGGUUCAAGAACCGCCGGCAGCGCGAUCGGAACCCCUCCGAGACCCAGUCCAAAAGUGAGUCAGAUGGCAAUCCUAGCACUGAAGAUGAAUCCAGCAAGGGUCAUGAAGACUUGUCUCCUCAUCAGCUCUCAGGUUCAUCCGAUGGUGUCACCAACCUCAGCCUUUCCAGUCACCUGGAGCCAGUAUAUAUGCAACAAAUUGGAAAUGCUAAAAUAUCGCUAAGCUCCUCUGGAGUUUUACUGAACGGAAGUCUGGUACCUGCAAGUACUUCACCUGUCUUCCUUAAUGGUAAUUCUUUCGUUCAGGGACCCAAUGGCGUUAUCCUUAACGGACUAAGUGUGGGAAAUACACAGACAGUGUCUUUGAACCCCCCCAAAAUGGCAUCAAACAUAAUGAGCAAUGGUAUAUCCAUGACGGACAUACUGGGGUCUACCUCCCAGGAUGUGAAGGAAUUCAAAGUUCUCCAGAGCUCUUCAGCUAACUCAGCAGCCACCACCUCCUAUAGCCCCAGUGCUCCCGUGUCGUUCCCAGGGCUGAUUCCCAGCGCCGAGGUGAAAAGAGAAGGUAUUCAAACAGUGGCUUCCCAGGAUGGAGGCUCUGUGGUGACUUUUACCACACCAGUGCAAAUUAACCAGUAUGGCAUCGUCCAGAUCCCCAGUUCUGGAGCAAACAGCCAGUUCCUUAAUGGGAGCAUUGGAUUCUCUCCACUGCAGCUGCCUUCUGUUUCAGUGGCAGCUUCACAAGGUAAUAUUUCAGUAAAUUCAAGCACUUCAGAUGGGAGCACAUUUACAAGUGAGUCUGCCACAGUCCAGCAAGGAAAAGUUUUCUUGAGCUCUCUUGCUCCCAGUGCAGUGGUAUACACUGUUCCUAAUUCAGGCCAGACUAUAGGAUCUGUUAAACAGGAGGGCGUGGAGAGGAGCAUGGUGUUUUCGCAGCUGAUGCCUGUCAAUCAGAAUGCACAAGUAAAUGCAAACCUAUCUUCUGAAAGUAUCUCGGGAAGUGGCCUCCACCCACUGUCCUCCUCAUUAGUUAACGUAUCCCCCACUCACAACUUCUCCCUCACUUCCCCAACCCUACUAAAUCCCACUGAGCUAAACCCUGACAUUGCUGAUAGCCAGCCAAUGUCUGCACCUGUGGCAAGCAAAUCUACUGUGACGUCAGUCAACAACGCUAACUAUGCAACUCUUCAGAACUGCUCCCUUAUUUCUGGUCAAGAUCUACUAUCAGUACCCAUGUCCCAGGCUGCCCUUGGGGAAAUAGUUCCCCCAGGUGAAGACCAGGUGGGUCACCCCUCCCCAACAGUACACCAGGAUUUUGUCAGAGAACAUCAUUUAGUUAUGCAAUCAGUAGCUAACAUAAAAGAAAAUUUCCUAACAAAUUCUGAGAGCAAAACAACAAGCAACUUAAUGAUGCUGGACUCCAAAUCCAAGUAUGUCCUAGACGGCAUGGUGGAGACUGUCUGUGAAGACCUGGAAACAGACAAGAAAGAGCUUGCCAAGCUCCAGACUGUCCAGUUGGAUGAAGAUAUGCAAGACUUGUAAACUUAAUUUCCUUUCCCCCACCCUGGCAUCAGCAGGCAGAUCUUUUCAUGGAAGACCUGAGGACACAAAGCGCUUUCCCAUUUAAAGGGAAACAUUAGUUUUGCAAGUAAAUGCAUUCAAGAGACCUUGGAUUGAUCUACAUGAAGAUCACAGUUAAAUAUGCAGGAGUAGAACUGCAUUACUGCAGCCUUUUGGUUCUCUUUUCAAUAGAUGGAGACAGACAUCAGAGAUGAAAUAUAUCAAGAAGUCAGAGUGUAUCAUUUGGUUGACUUAAUUCUAAGGUCAAAUGGAACUCGAUAGUUUUUUAAAUUAAAAAUGUAUACCCUUAAGGUAGAAAAUUAAAUAUCACUACAGAACAUUAGAAACAAUACAGUUCUUUUUGUUUACUUUUACUCCAUGGGCAUUGGUAAGGUUAAGAAGCGUAAGUGAUACUUCAUACAAUUCUAAGGAUAUAUUUUUGAAUAUAUGCAUUUCUGUUUUUCAGCAUUUUUGUGAAAGUCUUGCUUUGUCUCUAUACAAUUCCAAAUGUGGUUGCUAAUAGUUUAGUGUGGCUGAGAAAGUUCUCAACCCCACUAAGAAAACUGAAACAAUCUGCAGUGUGAGUGUAAAUAUGUUAGUCCUAUCAAUAAGGAUUUGGGUAAUUACAGUGAAUUUUAUUUAUGCUGUAUAUGUUUCUCUUAUACUUCAGACACUAUGAACUGAAAAAAAUGUUUUGGUACUGUUUAAUUUAUUUUUAUUGUUUGAACAGGAAGUGAACAAUUAUUUCCAACAAAGUUUUACUUUUUGUAGGAUUUUAAAAGUAAUGAUUUUUAUCAGGAGUCUAUUAAGGUCAAUAUUAAUAACAACUGAAACAGGAAAUCUAACUCCCAUUAUUGGAAUUUUGGUACUUUUUUUCACAUUCUUGUUCUUUAUUUAGCAACUCUCUGAUUCAUUUAAAUAUAUUUCCUAUAGAAUUCUACGUGCCUUUUUACCUUGUGGCCUUUUUAUUCUUAUUAAGGUACAGAAGUGUCAACAGAAGCACUGAUGACUUUUUUCUACUAUCCAACAGGGUUACUUUCACAGAAUUGCUUUUAAAUCUGAAGAACUUUAAGUUUCACUUAUAGUUAAUGUUUAUGAUGCAAAUGGUUGAACAACUAAUUAUUGUUGAUACAUUUCAUUAAAAUUAAAGUAACGGUUACAGAGACUACCACACAAAACCAGUUCUGGAGGCUAUGAAAACAACCAUUUUAAAGUAAGGAAAGAGUUUGUAUCUUCUAAUGAGCAGAAUUAUGUCUUGUUGAAACUGUUUUGAAUCAGUUGUUACAUUAUGAUGUAUGACUGUUUGCACUAUAUUAUCGCAUCUUCUUUAAAUCUUUUGGGGGUUUCUGUAAGAAGCUUGUUUGAUAAUGUUGUGAGCUGUGGUUAUACAGUUUUUAUCAGGACUCUGAAGAGAAGAUGUAAUAAUACAAAUACAUUUGUGUAGUGAGUAAAGUCUCCGGUCUCUGUAAAGCAAGAAAAGUUAGGAAAUGAUCUCUUCAGAGAUGACCGAAAGUUGUGGAACAUGAAGAUGUCAUCACAUCUUGCUUUCUUUAAGAUCGGAACAAAGGGUCCACUCUAGAUCUCUGCAUGCUCAUCAGUCCAGCAUGUUGAGUAAGGGCCAUAGAGGAUUUCACUUUUAUUGUUAUUGCAAAUGGAACUUGCAGGCAUACAUGAAGAGCCCUUUGAAGAAUUCCUCCCCCAUCAUAUUUUUUUCUCCUCCAUCAUUUUGAUAACGAAUUUAGAUCCCAUUUUUUUAUGGAAUUAGUGAAUGUUCCUAAACUGCUGAAAUGACAUGUUUUAUGUUUUGUUUUACAAUGUCAGGCAUUUUAGAGUUCUCUUCCACUCCACCACUACUUAUACAGCUUGUUCGUUUCUUUGGGUGUGUGCUGAUCAUGUUACUGAGAUUAAUUACGUGGUUCUAUAGUGUAGUUUACAUAAAAAUGAUGUUUUCCACUUGAUUGCUGCAAAUAUCAAGAGUUUGUUAAUUUUAAUUUUAAAAUACCCAUCGAGUAAGAAAGAUGGGAAAGUUUAAAAAGUUAUAUAUGUUAUACAUAUAUAACUGGAAAAGUUUUAUAUUGUCUUCCAAAAAUAUAAUAAGCCUCUCUUUUAUUCACAGUUCUUCCUGUUUUCUACCUUAAGAAAGAAAAAAGAUAGCACAAAACUUAAGACUUACCUAGGAAACCUAUUCAUACUCUAACAUGAUAUAAUUAUACCCCUACAAUUACUCCAGGUAGCUAUACAAUAUACCAGGUAAGAAUCAAUGCACAUUAUAAAGAACUUAUUGUUCUUUUCUGUUCUUUCAGUAAAAUAAGGGCCAGUUGUUAUGAAGCCCAUAUAUAUGUGAAUGAAAUAAGAUAAACCCCAUGAUCUCCCUGCACAGAAUUGCAAAAAUUUUUUGCAUUGCUAAGGGCCAGACUCAAAACCCUUGGCAGAAUUUCUCUCCUACAUAAACCAAUGCUUGAAGAUGCUGCAAAUGACCCUCUAAUGAUCUCCAAAGAGGAAUCAGAAUAGGGGUAAACAACUCUCCUUCAAACCCCAACCCCUGCUGCUGGCUGUGGGAUUUUCAAUGUGAGCCUCUCUAUGCACUCUUAUCAGUCAGAAUUUGGCAUUUAGCUCUUAGUUGCAUCCAAUAAAGGACAAUCUAUUGUUUAAUAAAGAGAACAUGCAUUUGUCCCUCAUUCAAGCAAGAGCACCUGUGUUGUACUGCUUUGUAGCUCACAUGUAUCAAUAGUAAUGAAAAGACUGAAUUGUACACGUUUCAUUGCCUUUCUUGUGUUAUGAAAGGCAAGUAGAUGUUAUAGCCAUAGAUAAAAUUCAUAGUUAAAUUGCACACAGACCUUCAAUCUCCCUGUAUAUGCCCUUGCGUCUUGCAUGUUCAAAGCUAGAUUAUUGGGUAGGUGUUGCAGCCUGCUCGACUACAUGUUAGACAAGUGUGUGUUAGUAUAUAAUCAGAAGUUCUUCAUUGUUUAAAAUGUUUUCGACAGAUCAUCUCAUCAUAAAAAUAUAAAUCAGGAAGGCUGUGGGGAAAAGAAUUACAUUUUACAGAAGAUAUUUUAAAAGUCUUCCUAGAACUUAGAUAAUAGAGCCUAGCAGUUAUUUUGUAUCUAAUUGAUACAUUUCAUGUUAAUUUCUUAUUACCACCUUACAUUUUAUUAAUCAAAAUUAUAUAGCAUGUGACUUUUGGCUUUCAGGGUUCUCAAAAAUUUUUAUUCUUUUGUUGCAUGUACUGUAUGUUUAGAGGCAACCAGUUAUAUACUCAAUAUGGUUUUACUGUGCCUUACACAAAGAGAAAAUCUAUACAGAAUGUAUAUCAUGGGGUGGGGUAACGGAGUCUUUACUGCACUGUUAGGUGACGGCACACAGAGCAUGUCCCAGAACAUUUCUGUGCUUAAUUACCCAACCAAAGAGAUCUAAAGUGUGUAUGUUGUACUGUAAUAGGGGUUUAUGCCUGGACAAUUAAGUGUUUUAUUUGUUUUCUGAAAUGAUGUGAACUUAUUUUUCUAAACACUAUGCUAAAUAAACUUUAUAUUUAUACAUA
Odocoileus virginianus texanus is the source of this 5902-nucleotide messenger RNA. RefSeq names its product homeobox protein SIX4. The record is from RefSeq and is a predicted model, not a curated record. Gene Ontology annotation, cellular component: nucleus; transcription regulator complex. NCBI's taxonomy places the organism in Eukaryota, Metazoa, Chordata, Mammalia, Artiodactyla, Cervidae. Gene Ontology annotation, molecular function: RNA polymerase II cis-regulatory region sequence-specific DNA binding; DNA-binding transcription factor activity, RNA polymerase II-specific. Gene Ontology annotation, biological process: regulation of transcription by RNA polymerase II.